AUGUCCCGAACAACUACACGGUCCAUUACCAGUGCCGGCAGCGAGUCCGCACCCAGUCCGAGACCCCGCUCAACAUCCGCGCGUGGAGAGCGCUCGGCAUCAAAUCCAGCUUCUUUCACCUUGGAUGCAAACCACUAUGACACAGCUCUACCGCCGAUCAACUUUCACCAACCACCCAUUGCACACCGCCGGACAGGGAGUACGUUGAAAACGGUCAUGCGCAAGAUCUUCAACCGGAAGAGACAAAGCCACACUGAUGGAGUGGAGGAAAGUUCAACUGAGAGUUACUACAACUCUCCGGCGAGGUCAUCGGGCCCCGUCGCGGGCAAGUCAUUCUUAUCGGUUCCCACUCCGACAGAGUCAAAACGGAGUAGUCCUCUGUCAGAGGAGAACUUGCAAUUAGCAGAGACUCAUUUGUCUCCCACUAGUGCCACCGGUGGUUCAUUACCAUCGCCGGGAAUGCCCCCGCGUCGACGACGUGCGACCUUACCCAGUGUGAUCUUCUCCGACGAUGAAUCCAGAUAUGCAGUGGCAUCAGCAGUGUCCGAUCCCCAGGAGGAUCGACCUUUUAUUCCGGACCAAGAGCGUCGAAGGAGUAUGCUCCAAUCUCGACGCAGAUCCAGGAGUAUCGGCGCAUUGCAAGACCUGGUCGACCAGCGGCCAAUGUCUCCCCCGGAGUGGCCAACGCACACUACCUCUGUCCCCGACUCGGUUACAGACUCCAAGUCACCCCCUCUUGAAGGAGGAAGUUCUGCUAGCGAUCAUUCUGGUAGACCCUCGACUGGAACGACAGUUACCAGCGUAACGAGAGCAUCGGCAGCACCCUCCAUCCAAGAAUCAGAUCCACACGCAGAUCAAAUCAGUCUCCCACCCAACGUGGGCAAUCUAGUGCGCACAAUGCAACAAGAUGACAGUCUAACCAUUGAACAACGCCUCAACACGAUUGAAGUGAAAAUGAUAGACCUCGAAUUCGCAAUCGCACGCAUGCAAUCUAACUCCGUCGCCGACAACCUCCAAGACCGAGAUCGAUCCUCAUCUCGCAGAAAAGAAGAUUCCUUCCCACAAGUCCGGAGUAAACCCUCAUACCUAAGCACAAACGACCGCGACGAAUCUCCAACACCAGUAUCAAGCCUCCCCACCGCCCGCCCAACCAGUACCAGCACCAUCCGCGCUGACACGUUAACCGCGCGCACCCUCCGCCCCGCCCCAUCCGCAACAUCCCUCUCCGAUUUCAACGGAAUCUCCAUCGAGCAGUACAGCGCUUUAGUCACCCUCCUCCGGCGCGAACAAACCGCCCGCCGGAAUUUGGAGAGUCAAGUCUCCAGUUUGAAGGAUGACAUCCGACAUAUUCAACGGGCAGCGCUGCAUUCGAUGGAAUCAGGUGGAACUAUGUAUCCUAUUCAUAGUGUGGAUUCGCAGGAGUUUUUGAGGUUUAGGAGGGCGCUGGAUGAAUCUGAUGGUUCGCCGAGACCGGAUGAGAAGGGCAAUGGGGCUUUUGAGACGGAGUCUGAUUAUGAUCCGUUUGGGCCGCCGAAAUGGGAGAGAGAACGGGACAGGGAACGGGAGAGGGAAAGGGACCGAGAGCGAGAGCGAGAGACUGGGUAUGGUGGUAGGAGGGUUGUCACAGCGCCGAUGAUUUGA
Messenger RNA from Penicillium cataractarum, 1641 nucleotides. RefSeq lists its product as uncharacterized. Lineage: Eukaryota; Fungi; Ascomycota; Eurotiomycetes; Eurotiales; Aspergillaceae. The transcript has a single exon. The record is from RefSeq and is a predicted model, not a curated record. The coding region runs from base 1 to 1641 and encodes 546 amino acids.